Leishmania mexicana MHOM/GT/2001/U1103 is the source of this 1911-nucleotide messenger RNA. RefSeq lists its product as hypothetical. Lineage: Eukaryota; Euglenozoa; Kinetoplastea; Trypanosomatida; Trypanosomatidae. Gene Ontology annotation, biological process: proton transmembrane transport. Gene Ontology annotation, cellular component: membrane. Gene Ontology annotation, molecular function: antiporter activity. The coding region runs from base 1 to 1911 and encodes 636 amino acids. The record is from RefSeq and is a predicted model, not a curated record. The transcript has a single exon.
AUGCCGCUGGCGCACGAGAUCCACCAUCUGAACGAAGAGGACCUCGUGUACAUCGCCGACGUCACGCAUACCAUGGCAAACCGCGACUUGUAUUCGCUCCUGCCUUAUACAGGCAGCAACUGGUUCCUGCCGUCGAUCCGCGAGUGCGGCGAGGGCGAGAAGCACUGGGAGCUGCGCUGGUGUUGGAAGGAGGGGCUCAUCGUCGCGAUUGGCGGCCGCCGGCUGUCGAUCCGCGCGUUGAACAUCUUCAUUCGCGUGUGCUUUGUGGUACUGAUUUGGUUCCUGCUCUGGAACAUGCUCCCCCGCUGGCUCGUGGAGCCGGGCGGCUACGUCUGGGAUCCGUUGGUGCUCGUGAUCGUGUCCGCUAUCGUUGGCGGCCUCAUAUGCCGUAUCCUACAGCUACCGCCCCUCGUUGGUGUUCUGUGGGUGGGCAUCAUGUGGAACAACAUCCCGACGCUCAAGUACCUGACGCACGGCAUCGUGAAGGAGGUGUUCGACAUCUCCUCGAAGCUCGGGCUCACGGUGAUUCUCGCCCGUGCCGGCUACAAGCUCGCCAUCAAGGACAUCAUUCCACACUGGAAGCAGACAGCACUGCUGGCAACGAUGCCGUUCGUGUUCGAGGGCGUCUCGCACAGCCUCAUUGCGAACAAGAUCUUCGACUACAACAACAACUACAACUGGGCGUUCCUGCAAGGCAUGCUGUGCAGCAUCGUGUCGCCGGCCGUCGUCGUGCCAGGUAGCUUGUACCUGCAGGACAUGGGCUACGGCUGCGGUGUCGGCCCCUUGUCGCUCAUGCUCUCGGCAGUUGGUAUUGAGAUUGUGAUCGGCGUGUGGUGCGCCAACUUCAUUCUUGGGCUGAUCUUUCAUGAUCAGAAGCUGGCCGUCGCAAUCAUGCUGGGCCCUGCGCAGUUCCUUGGCGGCAUCGUCAUUGGCAUUGGUCUUGGCAUUCUUUUCUUCUACCUUGUGGAGCUCAUCAAGCAGGAGGCGCACCGACUGCCGAAUGGCAAGUACACCCGUGCGCACCUGAACAGCUGCAUGGACUUCGCCUUCGUUAUCUUUCUCUUCGAGUGCUAUGCGAUGGUGUUCUUUGGCUACAAGGUGAACCUCGCCGGAGGCGGCUGUGUCAUGUGCGUCUUUUUUUCCGCCACAGUCGCGCACAUGUGGUCAAGGACAGGCAAGAUGGAGCACGAGGACCACAAGAAGUACAUGGCGACGUGGCUCGCCCUGUCCUGGGAUCAGGUGAUGAUGCCGAUCCUGUUUGCCACGAUGGGGGCCAAGAUCAACGUCAAGGCGAUCUUCAACAAAAUCUUCUUCCCGAGGGCAAUCAUCUGCAUGCUGUGCAGCACGGCUGUGCGGUUCACCGUCACCUUCUUGAUUCAGAUUGGCAGUGGUAUGCCGUGGAAGGAGAAGUUGCUGGUAUGUGUGGGGUACCUUGGCAAAGCCUCGGCGCAGGCCUCCAUGGGGCCCAUCGCAGCGAACCUGGUGGCGGACAUGAUUGCAGCACUGCCUCCGGGAAAGGAGCACUCCCUCGACACGAUGGCCGAGUACGCGAACAACGUGCAGCAGAUCAGCGCGAUGUACGUCAUGUUCAUGGCGGUUGUGGCGUCGCUAGGUCUCGUGCGAGGCGGUAAAUCGGUCUUGAAGGGCCACCGAACGGCGGGGAAGCCGAAGGAGGAACGCACCAGCGGAAGCUCCUUGAGUGGGGCCGCAGCCACCGAUGCCAUCAUAGCGGGGGUGGAUUCCACCAUGGCUGAGAACGCCAGCCAGCACUUCCACUGCCCUGACGGCGCGUCGGCAGACCAGCGCCAGCCGUCGGCGAGCAGCAACCUCGUCAAAGAUCAUGACGUGUUCCUCCCCCUCACCGGCCAGAUCGAGGACGACAGGCAGCGGGAGCACCGACACCAGCUAUGA